AGGGAGGCUCUGGACCGGAGAGCCGCGGUCGCAGCCGUCGCCGCCGCUGCCGCCGCGAGAGCCAUCGCCUGGAACAGCUGAAGCCGUGAGGAGCCCAGAGGAGCUGGGUGCGCUGCCGGGCGGCGAUAGCCCUCCCGCCUCUCUGAGAUCCUUGACUCCGAAGUGAGUGCUCCCUCUUCUGCCAGAAAGACGAGAAGCUCCCAGUGGCGGCUCCUCAGGUUCUCCAGCAAGCCUUGGUGGCCCAGCAUGGCCCGCUGAAGGAACCAUGACUGGCUGGCCGACACACACCACUGACCACCCAGAGUCGUGUCUCACCAGGAGGUGACCCUCCUCCAGCUGCUCCCCUACUCACCCGCCCCACCCAGGAAAGUGCUCUCGCUGCCAGGGACACCAUGUAGUAGGGCUGGCCACGGUGCCCAAUGAGCUGCGAUGGUUUUGUACACGACCCCCUUUCCUAACAGCUGUCUGUCCGCCCUGCACGCCGUGUCCUGGGCCCUCAUCUUCCCGUGCUACUGGUUGGCGGACCGGCUCCUGGCCUCCUUCAUCCCCACCACCUUUGAGAAGCGCCAGCGGGCAGACGACCCGUGCUACCUCCAGCUGCUCUGCACCGUGCUCUUCACACCCGUCUACCUGGCCCUCCUGGUCGCCUCACUGCCCUUCGCGUUCCUUGGCUUCCUCCUCUGGUCCCCACUGCAGUCUGCCCGCCGGCCCUACAUCUACUCCCGGCUGGAGGACAAGGGCCCCACUGGUGGGGCGGCCCUGCUCAGCGAAUGGAAGGGUACGGGUCCUGGCAAAAGCUUCUGCUUCGCCACCGCCAACCUCUGCCUCCUCCCGGACUCGCUGGCCAGGCUCAACAAUGUUUUCAACACCCAAGCCCGUGCCAAAGAGAUCGGGCAGAGAAUCCGCAAUGGGGCCAGUAGACCCCAGAUCAAAAUCUACAUCGACUCGCCCACCAACACCUCCAUCAGCGCCGCCAGCUUCAGCAGCCUGGUGUCACCACAGGGCAGUGAUGGUGUGCCACGGGCCGUCCCUGGGAGCAUCAAGAGGACGGCCUCUGUGGAGUACAAGGGCGAGGGCGGGCACCAUCCUAGUGACGAGGCUGCCAACGGCCUGGCCUCCGGGGACCCAGCUGAUGGAGGCAACCUUGAGGACGCCUGCAUCGUGCGCUUCGGUGGUGAUGAGGGGGGUCGGCCCCCCGAAGCCGUCGAUCCCCCCAAUGGGGGCCAGGCCAGGAAUGGGGCUGGUGGAGGCCCACGGGGCCAGACACCCAACCACAGUCAGCGAGAUGGGGACUCGGGGAGCCUGGGCAGCCCCUCGGCCUCCAGGGAGUCCCUGGUGAAGGGCCGGGCUGGGGCUGAUGGCGGCAGUGGGGAGCCGGGCUCCAACAGCAAGCUCCCAUAUAAGGCCUCGGUGGUGAAGAGGGCAGCCGCGCGCAGGAGGCGCCACCCGGAUGAGGCCUUUGACCACGAGGUCUCCGCCUUCUUCCCUGCCAACCUGGACUUCCUAUGCCUGCAGGAGGUAUUUGACAAGCGGGCGGCCGCCAAGUUGAAAGACCAGCUGCACGGCUACUUCGAGUACAUCCUCUACGACGUCGGGGUGUACGGCUGCCACGGCUGCUGCAGCUUCAAGUGUCUCAACAGCGGCCUCUUCUUUGCCAGCCGCUACCCCAUCAUGGAUGUGGCCUAUCACUGUUACCCCAACGGGCGGUUCUCCGACAGCCUGGCCUCGAAGGGAGCGCUGUAUCUCAAGGUGCAGGUGGGAAGCACACCUCAGGACCAAAGAAUUGUCGGGUACAUCUCCUGCACACACCUGCACGCCCUGGCAGAGGACAGUGACAUCCGGUGUGAGCAGCUGAACAUGCUUCAGGACUGGCUGGCUGAUUUCCGAAAAUCUACCUCCUCGUCCAGCGCAGCCAACCCCGAGGAGCUGGUGGCGUUUGACGUCAUCUGUGGAGAUUUUAACUUUGACAACUGCUCCUCCGAUGACAAGCUGGAGCAGCAGCACUCCCUGUUUACACGCUACAAGGACCCCUGCCGCCUGGGGCCUGGGGAGGAGAAGCCGUGGGCAAUCGGAACUCUGCUGGACCAGGACGGUCUCUAUGAUGAGGAAGUGUGCACCCCUGACAAUCUGCAAAAGGUCUUGGAGAGUGAGGAAGGUCGCCGGGAGUACCUCGCCUUCCCCACCAGCAAGAGCCCCGGAGGCGGCCAGAAGGGACGCAAAGAGCUGCUGAAAGGCAAUGGCAGGCGCAUCGACUACAUGCUGCACGGGGAGGAGGGGCUGUGCCCGGACUGGAAGGCCGAGGUGGAAGAAUUCAGUUUUAUCACCCAGCUGUCAGGCCUGACGGACCACCUCCCGGUGGCCAUGCGACUGAUGGUGUCUGCAGGGGACGACGAGGCAUAGACCAGCCCAGUCACCACGAGCAGCGGGGCCUCCGCCAGCCCUUUGAGUCGCAGUCCCUCCCUGGCCGUGUCCCCUCCAGCGAGCACCACUGGCGCUGGCGGAGGAGGGCAGGGGCCCGGGAGAGCCGCGGCCAGUCCUGGGUGGGCUGGAACCAGCGCUGCCCGGCACCUCUGGGCACUCGCCAUGGACAGGGGUCAGGCCGGCCUGGGGAGUGCCGGCUGCCCAACCAGUGCCAUUCUUUUGAAUCGCUGAUUUUCUACAAACCUACAGCACAACCUAGUUUAUAACCCAUGGGUUAGUAUGAGAUCCGGGUUUCUGUACUCUUUGUAUCUCUUCUCAAGCUUCGUCCAGGGUUCAUUGUUUCUGUCUGCUGCCAUGUUGUCUCGCAUGCCUGCACCCUCGCAUGCACGCUGCCCGCAUGCCACAUGCCACACCGUAGCCACAGACCCCUCACUCGGGCCUCACCCAAGGCCAAACUCCAAACACAAUCAGAACCAGCCAAAGAAGCAUUCCUGGACACGGGACCGCCAGCUCGCCGCCUCCAGCCUGGACAGCUCACGAGCAGGGACCAUGAAGGCUGUGUCCAGUUACCAGCGAGCCCGGGCUCUUUCCCAGGGUCUUGCAUUCAAGGGCGAUUACAUUUUAAAAAGAAAAACAGAAAAAGAACAAAAAUAACCCUUCACUUUAAAGGGUCUGCAAGCCACAAGGGAGAACGCUGUUCUUCCUGAAAGGGGCUCCCUUCCCCCGGCACAGCAGAGCCCAGGGCCUCCCUUGGAGACUCCAACGUGGGCCAUGGAGCCACAGACAGGAUUCUAAGGAGACAGCAUACUUUUUUUUUACAGGAAGAAGGGCCACUCACGGUUUAAGGGGGGAGGGGGACUUCUGGUUUUGAAAACGGUAAGAUUUGUAGCUUCUGUUCUGUCAGAACCAACACAUUCUCUUUCUGCCUGAUCCUGUCUCCCCUCCCGACACCCUUCUGGUUCAGGACCAAUCCUCCCUUGGUGACUGUCCCCAUCCGCGUUCUGGCUGAGCUCAGGAACCGUCCCCCUGCAUCGGGGGGUGGGGGGUGGGGCUGCGGCUCUGUCCUCCUAGGCCCAUCCUCCACAGCGACCCCAGCCCUGGAUGAAGGGACUUGGGGGUCAAGGCACAGGGCAGCCAGUCACCUCACCAGUGUGCAGGCUGGGGGUGGCAAGGCUGAUGGCCACCGCUCGUCCCCCACAGGGAGCAGUACUGGUUGAUGUUCAGGUGCACAGGCAUCCAGUCUGCCCCCACGCAGCCAGGGCCAGCCCCGGGUACCUGUGCACGGCGUGGCAGAGCCUGCGGGGGAAGCCCAUAGCUCCUCAUCCCAUGGCAGCACUGCCUCUGCCCACCUGCCUUUUUAAACACACCUGGGGACGCCCCCCACCCCGUCACACAGGGAGGGUUUUGUCUAUUUCCAGGUGCAAGGCCCCUCCAAUUCAGGGGGUUACUAACAACCCCCAGCUGGUCUCCCCUCCUCACAGCGCCCCAACCAACGUGCCACCUGGCUUGAAGCCAGUUUUUCCCAACAAGGCUGGGGACGUACCAGGACUCUGCUACCAGGAGCCUCCUGGUGCCAAUAUGCUGAUGUUGUGCCUUGUCACCCACUGAGCUGCAAGAGGGACCAAGACGGGCAAAGUCAGAGGCCAGGCCCUGCACUGGAGGGGACACUCCCAAGAGCUGCACCCAAGGUGGUGUGGGCUGGUCUGAAGCCCCCUGGCCAGGGCAGCAGCUAGGCAGAGGGCUUCACUGCCUGGAGCACUCCCCUGGCUAGGCCCCCAGCCCCACCCCCACAUCAAGCCAAGAGGGCAGUUCACCAUCCAGGGUACAGUCCUCCCUGGCUCUCUAGUGCACCCCUCCUCCAGGGCCAUGGCUCCUGGGGCCAUGGCUAGGCUUCCCUGGGUCAGAGGCCUCCAAUCCUAGGAGCGGCCAGAAAUCUGCUCGCAGGUGGAGCUCGACAGGGUAGAUGUGAUACCCAGACGUCUGGGCCUGAGCCAAGGCCCCAGACUGUGAGCCAGCUGUGUGCCCAGGAGAGCCGCAGGGGCAGGGCCUGGCUCCUGAAGUGGAGUGACUCCAGCACAGCUUCCAGCCCUCAGAGGGGCUGCUGGCCUCCCGGGGCAGCUGGAGGGGAGCCAGGGCACGGGGCACAUGCUUCUCUCCCUACACAUGGGGCGGCCUUAGGCCAAGUCAUACCUCCCUGUGCCUCAGUCAUUCUCCCGUCCUAACACAGUCGCCUCUGCCCAGCCUGCCUGGUCUCCAGAGAAGGGCCUGCCUGCCUCCCCACUCCCCUUGCGCUGCCCUCUGGGGCCUCAGUGCUGAGGCCGCCAUCGCUCAGCCACGAGUUUCAUCAAACCUGUGCACCCCCAGGGCUGUGUACAAGCCAGACUUUUCCACUUCGAUUUUUAAAAAAGAAACAUCUCAGAUGUUUCUGUGGCAUCUAGGCCUGGAAGGACGGACAGGUGUCACCUAAAUCCCCAAGGCCCUGCACCUGCCCCGGGCCAGCCUCCUCCACAGAAGCCAGGAGGCAGAGGUCAGCUUCAGAGAAAAACGGUCACUUCAUCUGUCCAAACCACCUUCAGUUUUAAGUAUGGGUAUUAAUCUUGAUGCUUUUUAACUAUUGUAUUAACUUGCUGAAAUUUAGAAAUACUGUUUUAAAAAAGAAAAAAAAAACACUUUUUUAAUUUCUGUAUUUUUUUCUGUAUUGUAUCCUCAUGGGACAUUAGGGGUUUUCUAUGGUAAGCACACCUAAGGUUUUGGUAAAAAUGUUAUCAAAUAUAUUAUCCAAACGAUUCUUCCCUAGAAGAAAAACAAUCUUUACACCUGAUAAAAGUAUUUUGAAAAGAGAAGUGUUUUUUUUUCCUUUACUGGUGCUGAAAAGAAGGAUGGAUAAUGAGGAAAAAAAAAAAUAAAACUGUGAGGCUCAA
Messenger RNA from Cervus elaphus (red deer), 5342 nucleotides. It is a transcript of the gene SMPD3, whose product is annotated as sphingomyelin phosphodiesterase 3. Gene Ontology annotation, biological process: sphingomyelin metabolic process. The coding region runs from base 430 to 2400 and encodes 656 amino acids. The record is from RefSeq and is a predicted model, not a curated record. Gene Ontology annotation, molecular function: sphingomyelin phosphodiesterase activity. The transcript has 9 exons. Gene Ontology annotation, cellular component: extracellular region; cytoplasm. Lineage: Eukaryota; Metazoa; Chordata; Mammalia; Artiodactyla; Cervidae.